AUGUCCACAGUGGAGGCAGCUAUCGCGACCCCCGCCUCCACCGCCGUUGACUCCAAGUUUCUUGACAAGCAAAGCCGCACGAUUGGCACCUAUGGCCUGGAGACAAUGGUGAAGCUCAUUUCCUUCAAGGUGCUCAUCGUCGGCUGUGGUGGGGUUGGAAUUGAGGCGGCAAAGAAUCUCUCCAUGGCUGGGGUUCAUACAAUCAUCCUGUGUGACCCCGCAAAGGCUACGCCAAAAGAUAUGGGCGUUAACUUCGCCGUCACCGAGGCGGCACUGCGUGCUGGUCUCACCCGGGCCGAGGCGUCACAGCGAAUGGUCGCCGAAUUGAACCCGAACGUUCGUGUGCGAGUCGUGGAUGCCCUCAGCGAGGCGGUGGUGGGUCAAGUCAAUGCCCUCGUCUUCACCUCUGCUGCCCCUGAGUAUUCCCUGAAGACCCUCACGAGAUGGAAUAAGUUUUGUCACUCCCAUGCACCGCCCAUCUCAUUUAUUUUUGUCUUUCAAGGUGGCACGCUCGGGUCCGUAUUUGCCGAUCACGGCGCCCGCUUUACUGUAAAGGACCCGGAUGGUCGCCCAAUGCUGCAGAAGUCCAUUGUGGAGAUUCUCACGAAGCAGGACAAGACAGGCACGCCCUACACGCGUAUCCGCUACGAGACACCGGAGGGCCAAACCCCUGGCGCACUCCGAGACUACACCAAGGUCAAAUUUACGGAGGUGCGGGGACUGCGCAAGGCGAAUGGAGAAAGCGUCAACGAGUGCGUCUUCGACGGCGUGGUGUGCCCCAACGACCCCCACGACACGGUGCGCCUCUACCCUUCCCUCGAGAGCCAGGGCUACUCUGCGUAUGAGACCGGUGGCUUCAUACACGAACUGAAGGAAGUAUUCCAACUUGAAUUUAAAACGCUCGAUGAGGCCGUUGUGCGCCCUGGUCAAUUUGUUCCCGUCAGUCCUAUGAUGGAUGGAUCGGAGGAGUCGCAGUGGCAUCUCUUCCUGCAUGCGUUACUAAGAUUUGUGGAUAGACACAGGAGACCUCCGAAGCUACAUGAUGGAAAGGAAGCAGAAGAGGUGUUGUCUCUGGCCCAUGCCAUUAAUGUGGAGAACAAGGCAGUUAAGGAUAAACUUAAGAUCACGGAGCACCCAAUGUUUCUGGAACCAGAAAACGAGGAGUUCCCCGCACGUCUUGCACCCCCGCCGCCGCAUGUGCCACUCUGUGUGGAUCGCGUGGAUGAGUCUUAUAUUCGUACCCAGGCGCUUGUCUCCGAUACGAAGCUUCAACCACUGUGCGCCUUCUUUGGGGCCGUUGUGGCUCAAGAAAUUGUGAAAAUGACUGGUAAAUACAUGCCUAUUUGCCAAUGGUUUCACUUUAGCUCUUCCGCUAUUCUUGCGAGCAGUGCAUCUUACGUGGAUUCAAAUGACUACAAGCCAAGUAACUCGCGCUACGACCAUCUUAUUGCCCUACUUGGAAGAAAGUUUCAGGAGAAGCUUGGAAAUCUUCGUGUGUUUAUGGUUGGCUGUGGAGCACUGGGGUGUGAGAACAUCAAAAACUUUGCCCUCUGUGGAGUGGCAUGUGGGCCACGUGGUUCACUCCUCGUGACCGAUAAUGACCGUAUCGAGGUAUCGAACCUCAGUCGACAGUUUCUAUUCCGCGAGGAAAACGUUGGGCAGCCCAAGUCCGUCGCAGCAGCAGCACGAAUGCGCACCAUGAACAAGGACGCCGCUGUCGAUCCUCGCCAGGACUACGUCGGCGCAAGCACGGAGCACUUGUAUCAUGAUGUCUUCUGGAGCGGGCUGGAUGUUGUGGUGAAUGCCCUGGACAACAUGGAGGCACGCUUGUAUGUGGACCAGCAAUGCGUGAAGUUUCGCAAGAUUCUUGUGGAGGCCGGAACGAUGGGCACGGGCGGAAAUGUUGAUAUCAUCGUACCAGGCAAGACCACCUCCUACGCGGAUGGUGGUGCAGCAGACGCCUCUGGUGGUAUUCCCAUGUGUACCUUGCGCAAUUUCCCCUACAUCUUUGACCACUGCAUUGAGUGGGCCCGGGCCCAAUUCGAUGACCUUUUCGUUUCCCCAAUGCAGGCUGUGGGACAGCUCUUAGAGGACCCCAGUGGCUUCAAAGAACGCAUUGAACGAGAAGUUGCCGCUGCCCAAAGUCCAGGAGAACGACUCAGCCUGGUCGAAAAGCAUCUUGGUAUCUUGCAUACGCUACAACGGGUGCUUGCUAUCAUUUCUGCCGGAGUUGACAUGGAAAAAUGCUUCCAAUGUGCGUGGGAGGUGAUGUUUCACCUGUUCCGGGAUCGUAUUAUGGAUCUGCAGCGCUCCUUCCCGCGUAAUGCCAAGAAAAAGAACGGGGAAGACUUUUGGUCUGGUCAUCGUAAAUACCCAACGGCGUUGAACGUUGACCCGGCAAACAUUGCGUCUAACAAGGACGCAGUCGAAUUUCUCAUUGCCGGUGCCAACUUGUUCGCAUGUAUGUACGGUGUGCACCCGCGCAAGCAUGAGCCCCGCUUCAACGAUGAAAAUAAUCGUUGGAUGCGACAGUACCGCUCUAUGGAGUGGCUAAAUAAAAUGCUUGCGAGACGUGCAGUGCCCGUGUACCACCCUGGCGCCGUGGAUGGUCUCGAAGAUGAUCUCAUGGACGCCGUGCAGGCGCACGCCGAGGGCGAUACGGCGGGAACGAAGGAGCAGCAGCUGCAAGAUGUGCUCUGCAAUAUCGUCAGUGUGGCGGAGCGUUGUCGCGAGACAAGGGCUGUCCCACUGGAGUUUGAAAAGGAUGAUGAUGAUAACUUUCAUAUUGAUUUUGUGGCCGCCGCAAGCAAUCUUCGUGCAUCGAACUACGAUAUUCCGACACAGGAUCGGAUGAAGGUAAAACUUGUUGCAGGAAAGAUUAUUCCGGCCAUUGCAACAACGACCGCGGCUGUUACGGGGCUCGCGCUUAUCGAGUACUUUAAAGCCCUUCAAGAGAAGGACAUUUCCUGCCUCCGCAAUGGAAUGAUUGACGUGGGGACAAACUACUACGUUCUCUUUGAGCGCGACACCCCUAUUAAGAACCGUACCAAGGUCAUCAGCACAUACCUCCCUGAGCAAGACUACACGUACAAGAAGAAGCUUAUUCGCGUGCCAGACGGCUUCACGAAGUAUGAUACCAUUGAUGUUUCCCUGACGACAAGCACGACGGUGCAGGAAUUUGUCACAAUGCUCGAGGCACAACUGAAUGCCGCCCUACCGCCAGGCACGGAAGGCGCGUGUGAGGUGAUUGGUAUCGGUGUUGGCAAAGGCAUGCUGUGGAACGGGUCGAAGAGGCACGCAAACACAAACCUCCCGCUCAUGCAAUUGAUUGAGCGACAGAAGUUGGCAGAGGCUGGCGGGAAACUCCCGCGGCCGUUUUGGCAGAACCGCACGCAGUUCUGUGAGCUUGCCGUAACGGUGUCUUUGGAUGACGGGGACACAAGUGUGGAUGAGACGGACGUGGAGACUGCCAUGAUCCGUCUCCGCAUCACGCCGUAA
Molecule: messenger RNA, 3498 nt
Organism: Trypanosoma conorhini
Lineage: Eukaryota; Euglenozoa; Kinetoplastea; Trypanosomatida; Trypanosomatidae
Product: putative ubiquitin-activating enzyme e1
Exons: 1
Coding region: 1-3498 (1165 amino acids)
Biological process (GO): protein sumoylation
Cellular component (GO): SUMO activating enzyme complex; cytoplasm
Molecular function (GO): SUMO activating enzyme activity
Source: RefSeq, a predicted model, not a curated record